AUGUCCACACACCAGCCAACGCCAACAAUCCUCCUCCCCGAGCUCCCCGCAAAAACCCUAGUCGGCAUCGACCUAAUAACCUUCACCUCAACCGCCAACUUCCACGGAAUCCGCGACCUCUCCCCAGGCUGGCACUUCCUUUACACCGGCACAACAGAAUCCCUCUCCCUCCGCAGCGGCGCAUGGUUCUACAUCGGCGACAUCAGCAACGCAGGCAAAGGCAACAACGACACAGCGCUCGUAACGCAAAGCACCAAGUCUCCCAGCACGAACGACCCAAGACCAGAGAUCUACAUUUGGAAAUGGAGCGCGGAGACAGAGACAUUAGUCGCGCUAGGCGAUAACGACUCUGAUCGCCAGGAGAGCAUGCGCCACAAGGCGAAUUUAGGUCCUGUCUGGCAGAGUGGAGGAUUAUUUAAGUAUCGCAGUCGGAUUGCGCCUUCUAUGCUUGUCAAAUCCAAACCCGAGCAAAAGGACGAGGAUGAGGAGACUGUCCCUCGGCCUGAAAUCGAGGCUCGCAUCCAAACGGAGGACGACGCACAGACCGAGGAGAGCGGGCGGAGGGAUUGGUCUGGAUUGACGGAUCGGAUCUCGCCGAGUCUCUUGUCACGCGUUAUCGGCGACCCGGAGGUUGAUGUCGAUGGUCAUCCGCGAUGGGUUCUUACGUCUGCUUCUACGGCUACUCGUGAUGCAGAUCAUAUACCCGGCAUUGACUCGCCGGGAGGAAAUGAGCCCGGUGCGGACGUGGAAUCGGAACGCGAGUUUGGGUUCAUCCCUGUGGAUUUGAAGCGGACGUGGCGGGAAGGCGCUGUUGGGCGUGAACGCACGGAAGCUGCGAAGGACCGGUCUUGGGCUUUGGGGUACUUGCUUGAUCGGUAUGCUGGGGAGGCUUCUGGGGGGAAUGAAUUGCUUGGAGAGCUGCAGUUUACUUUUCUCAUGGUGUUGACUAUGAUGAAUUACUCGUGUCUGCAGCAGUGGAAGCGGCUUCUUGAGCUUGCUUUUACGUCUAGGAGGGCGAUUUUGGAGAGAGAGGCGUUCAUGAGUGAGGUGCUUCGGAUACUGGCGUUGCAGCUGCAGCGAUGUGAUGAUGUUGAGGGUGGACUUUUUGAGAUUGAUGGUGAUGAGGGCGGAGCUUUCUUGCGCCAUUUACUCGUCAAACUGCGCCAGGCUGUUGAUGAGCUGGUUGGGGAUGCUGAAUCUAAGGUUAGAUUGGAACUUGAUAAGCUUGAAGAGUGGGUGAAGGAAGAAUACGAUUGGGAGCUGCGUCCGGGUACUUUGCUUCGCCGGGGUAUGCUGCAAUUGGAGGACGGUGAGCAGGUUGAAAUGGACUGGCAUGGGGGUGAUGAAGAGGAGGAGACUGGAGAGUAUGCUCCGAUGGUUGUUGAGAUGUAA
Penicillium bovifimosum is the source of this 1392-nucleotide messenger RNA. Its product is annotated as AAR2 splicing factor family protein. NCBI's taxonomy places the organism in Eukaryota, Fungi, Ascomycota, Eurotiomycetes, Eurotiales, Aspergillaceae. Gene Ontology annotation, biological process: spliceosomal tri-snRNP complex assembly. Bases 1 to 1392 code for a protein of 463 amino acids. The record is from RefSeq and is a predicted model, not a curated record. The transcript has a single exon.